This is a messenger RNA of Vombatus ursinus (common wombat), 1915 nucleotides long. Its product is annotated as 3-hydroxyisobutyrate dehydrogenase, mitochondrial-like. Bases 1 to 1008 code for a protein of 335 amino acids. Gene Ontology annotation, cellular component: mitochondrion. The transcript is spliced from 8 exons. NCBI's taxonomy places the organism in Eukaryota, Metazoa, Chordata, Mammalia, Diprotodontia, Vombatidae. Gene Ontology annotation, molecular function: NADP binding; 3-hydroxyisobutyrate dehydrogenase activity; NAD binding. The record is from RefSeq and is a predicted model, not a curated record. Gene Ontology annotation, biological process: L-valine catabolic process.
AUGGCAGCCGCGUUGGUGCUCCGGGGGGCGGCCGGCAGCCUGCUGGGCCGGGGCCGGCGUCGAGGUGCGGGCCAGGCCGGCCUCGCGGCGGUGUGUUCUAGGUCAAUGGCUUCCAAGACUCCUGUUGGAUUCAUUGGACUGGGCAACAUGGGAAAUCCAAUGGCCAAGAACCUCAUCAAACAUGGAUACCCUCUCAUUCUUUAUGACAUAUUCCCAGAAGCAUGCAAAGAUUUCAAAGAUGGGGAACAGGUGGUGUCUUCCCCAGCAGAUGUAGCAGAGAGAGCAGACCGAAUUAUUACGAUGCUGCCUACCAGCAGUAAUGCCUUAGAAGUUUACACGGGACCUAAGGGGAUUCUCAAGAAAGUGAAGAAGGGUUCUUUAUUAAUAGAUUCCAGCACAAUUGACCCUGCGGUGUCGAAAGAGCUGGCAAAGGACGUGGAAAAGAUGGGGGCGGUUUUAAUGGAUAGCCCUGUUUCUGGUGGGGUGGGAGCCGCUCGAGCUGGGAACCUGACGUUCAUGGUCGGAGGACCGGAGCAGGAGUUUGCUGCUGCCAAAGAAUUGCUCGCGUGCAUGGGAUCCAAUGUGGUGUAUUGUGGAGGGGUGGGAACCGGACAGGCAGCAAAGAUAUGCAACAACAUGCUGUUAGCUAUCACCAUGAUCGGGACUGCUGAAACAAUGAAUCUUGGAAUCAGGUUGGGUCUUGACCCAAAACUGUUGGCUAAAAUUCUAAAUAUGAGCUCAGGUCGUUGUUGGGCAAGUGAUACUUACAAUCCUGUACCAGGGGUAAUGGAUGGAGUACCUUCUGCUAAUAAUUACCAGGGUGGAUUUGGAACAAUGCUUAUGGCCAAGGAUCUGGGUUUGGCUCAGGAGUCUGCUACCAGCACCAAAAGCCCGGUCUUUCUCGGGGGCCUGUCGCACCAGAUCUAUAGGAUGAUGUGUGCCAAGGGCUAUGCCCAGAAAGACUUCUCCUCGGUCUUCCAGUUUCUCCGGGAGGAAGAGAGCUUGUGAGCUGGCUGUGGCAGCAGGCGCUGGCAGAGACCCAAUGCUUUCUGGGAGCUUCUUUGUGGCUCACCCCAGGCGUAAGUGGGUCUGAUCAAAGGUCACGAGUCAUUGUCUUUCCUAGACCCAUCUACUUUUGGUUGUCUAGGUCACAAUGAUCUACGUCUAGAAAUGUUAUUCAUCCAUUUUUUUAAAAAAAAAACUGCUUAUUCUUUUUAGUUUAUUUAGUAAUCACAUCUUAAUUAAAUACUUUCAUACAUCAGAGGCACACCAAAGCAAUACUAAGCUUUAAAAUUUUUUUUAAUAUUUUUGCCACCCCAAAGUAUUAUGUUGGGCAAAUUCAGCUGAAUCUUGGCUUACUUUAGCUAGGUUAUUAGUCACUUCAUUUUACCAAUAAGCCAGCUCUCAAUUAAUUUUCACCAGAAUAAAACCUUUCUUUGUGGGGAGAAGGAGGUACAGUUAGAGGGGACAGGGGCAUACUGAAGAAGCAUAAGGAGCAGCUUCCCUACCCUCACCCAGUAGGUUUGUCUUCUUUAAGCACAUGGUUUCUGUAGGUUAAUAAAGUUACUGAUUUUUUUUUGUUCCAAGGAGUUGAUAAAAUUAGGUAAAAACUUGUUAUUGUGUGUUUUACAAUUUGGACUUGAUUACAUUAUCUGUGUGUGUGUGUGUGUGUGUGUGUGUGUGUGUGUGUCCGUCCCUGUGUGUGUACCUGCCCUUCCAGUAAAGCCUCCAUAUACUGUGAACUGAUUUGUAAACUUUUUGUUUCCUCAAGUAUUUUUGGACAUCAAAAGACUGGCAUCUUUAGGGCCUACUCCUGGGUUAACAAUGUAUAUUUGCUUUAGAUGAUUAUUAUGUUACUCUGAAUAAACAAACCACAUUAUUUUGAAUUCAAAUAAAUUUCUAUGCUGAUAAUGCC